Messenger RNA from Exophiala oligosperma, 1590 nucleotides. RefSeq lists its product as uncharacterized. Gene Ontology annotation, biological process: carbohydrate metabolic process. The record is from RefSeq and is a predicted model, not a curated record. Gene Ontology annotation, molecular function: hydrolase activity, acting on carbon-nitrogen (but not peptide) bonds. The transcript has a single exon. NCBI's taxonomy places the organism in Eukaryota, Fungi, Ascomycota, Eurotiomycetes, Chaetothyriales, Herpotrichiellaceae. The coding region runs from base 1 to 1590 and encodes 529 amino acids.
AUGGGGAUCAUACCAGCACGCAAAGCUGUCGCCUUCUCCGUCAAGAGGGGUCAGCAAGUGAAAGUUGUCAACACUCAUGGCAAACAAGUGGUGGAUUUCUGGGCGUUUAACCCCAAGGAUGCGAAUGACUUCCUGUCCAUGGUCCAUACAAGGACCAUCUUGCUCAAGGUGUCACUUUCUCAGGGGGACACGUUGUACAGCACAAGGAGGAAGCCCAUGCUCGUCUUGACAGAGGACACCACGAAAGGCGUCCACGACAUCAUCUGGUCGGCCUGCGACGCUGAACGAUAUCGCAUGCAAGGCUUCGAUGGAUACCACGACAACUGCACUGACAACAUGCACCAGGCUUUGAAAGAUAACUUUCCACAUUUUGACAUCGCGGACGACUGGGUCCCUGACCCCCUGAACUUGUUCAUGAAUGUGGCUAUAGAUCACCGUGGCGCGUUGGACAUCAAAAAUCCAACCUCUGAAAAGGGCCAGUAUGUGACCUUGGAGGCACAGACGGAUCUCAUCAUCGUCACGAGCGCUUGUCCUCAAGACAUGGCUCCUGUCAAUGCUGGUAUGCCAACAGAUUGCGAAUAUUUGGUUUCGGAGACAGGGGGCCUCGAGCAAAUUCCACCCACGCCGCCACCACCGGUGGAAAUCCGUCGCCGACGUGUCAAAGUGGCCUUGUCGUUCGAUUUCGAUGCGGUGUCACAUUGGCUGGGCACCGGGUGCCACCCGGACAACAACAUGGCCGACUACAGCUCCGGGAUCUUUGCGGGUCAGGUUGGAGCUCUCCGGUUACUCGACAUGCUCAAGAAGUGUGGAAUUGCAGACCAGGUGACGUGGUUCAUCCCGGGCCACACCAUAGAGACGUUUCCGCAGACAGUCCAGCGGGUGGUCGAAUCCGGAGCGGAAAUUGGGCUUCACGGUUAUUCUCACGAAGGCAUCUAUCAGAUGACGGCGGAGCAAGAGAAGGACGUCCUGCUCAAGUGCAUCGACGUCGCGACAAAGUUGUGCGGCGGCAAAAAGCCACGGGGCUACCGGGCGCCCAUGUACACCAUCCGGGAGACCACGGUCAAGCUGCUCCGCGAACACGAGUUCCUCUACGACACGUCGCUCAUGCACCACGACUCGCAACCCUACUUCACGCCCAGCGACCCGCCGAUCAAGACCAUCGACUUCUCCAAGCCGGCUUCCUCGUGGCUCCACCCGACCCAGAUCUCGCCGCGGUCGUAUCCCGAGGGCGACGAGCAUCCUCUGGUGGAAAUCCCGUGCGGAUGGUACAACGAGGACAUGAUGCCUCUGCAGUACCUGCCCCACCUGGCGAACAGCAUGGGCUACGUGUCGACUCGCGUGGUCGAGCAGAUGUGGAAGGACAAGUUCAUGUGGCUGUGGGAGAACUCAUCCGAAGGAGGCGCCUCUGCGGACUUCAUCUUUCCGAUUCUGAUGCACCCGGACACUUCUGGCCUCGCCCACAUCAUAGGAAUGUCGGAGCGGUUCAUCAUGUGGUUGAAAGGGUUCGGGGAUAGCGUGUCGUUCUCGACCCACGAGAGUAUCGCCAAAGAUUGGCUUCUGGAACAAAAGCAAAAGUUGGGUGUCGCAUGA